This is a messenger RNA of Sordaria macrospora k-hell, 447 nucleotides long. RefSeq lists its product as uncharacterized. Lineage: Eukaryota; Fungi; Ascomycota; Sordariomycetes; Sordariales; Sordariaceae. Gene Ontology annotation, biological process: mRNA splicing, via spliceosome. The record is from RefSeq and is a predicted model, not a curated record. Gene Ontology annotation, cellular component: nucleus; spliceosomal complex.
AUGCCCGCCAUUCGCCCCGCCUCGAAGCGCAAGCCACCCCCAGAGGGCUUCGCCGACAUCGAGGAGGACCUGCUCAUCUUCGCCAACAAGAUGAAGGACGCGCAGAACAUGCCGACGGACAACAUCCCCAAGCACCAGGCCAAAUGGCCCAUCUUCCAGAUUUCGCACCAGCGGAGCCGGUACAUCUACGAGCUCUACUACGAGAAGGAAGCCAUCAGCAAGCAGCUGUACGAGUGGCUGCUCAAGAACGGAUACGCGGACGCGAUGCUGAUUGCCAAGUGGAAGAAGAACGGCUACGAGAAGCUGUGCUGUUUGCGCUGCAUUCAGACCAAGGAGACCAACUUCAACUCGACGUGCAUCUGCCGCGUACCCAAGGCCGAGCUGAAGGAGGGCCAGGAUGUGCAGUGCGUGAGCUGUGGGUGCAGAGGGUGUGCCACUGGCGAUUAA